Heteronotia binoei (common prickly gecko) is the source of this 906-nucleotide messenger RNA. RefSeq names its product E3 ubiquitin-protein ligase TRIM39-like. The transcript has 5 exons. The record is from RefSeq and is a predicted model, not a curated record. Lineage: Eukaryota; Metazoa; Chordata; Lepidosauria; Squamata; Gekkonidae. Gene Ontology annotation, molecular function: zinc ion binding. The coding region runs from base 1 to 906 and encodes 301 amino acids.
AUGGCUACAACUAAUACGGCAAAACAAUUUCAAAAUGAGCUUUCUUGCUCCCUCUGCUACCAAUAUUUUAUGGACCCCGUGUCCAUACACUGUGGGCACAGUUUUUGCCAGUUUUGUAUCAUUCAUUUCUGGAAGGAGCAGGAGACGACAGAUUUCUCCUGUCCUCAAUGCGGAGAGAAAUCAGUGACCAGAGAGUUAAGACCAAAUAAGGUACUAGAAGUCAUCAUAGCAAUAGCCAAACAGAUGAAAUUCGAAGCAGUAGAAAGUAUUGGCAGGGAGAAAAUGUGUGAGGUGCACCAGAAAUUGCUGACGCUCUUCUGCAAAGAUGAAAGAAAGCUGUUGUGUCCUGGCUGCACUGGAUCCAAGGAAUGUGCUACUCAUACUUUAGUAUCUGCAGAGGAUGCUGCUGAAUAUUACAAACAAAAACUGCAGAUCCACUUGCAAGUGCUGAUGGAAGAGAGAAAAAAGGCCUUGGAUUUUCAAACAAAGGAGGAGAACAGAAACAAGGAGUUUCUGAAAAAAGUAGAAGGGGAAAAGCAAAAGAUUUUGUCCAAAUUUGAGGAGUUGCAAAGAUUUCUGAAAGAACAAAAGGAAGCUAUAUUGGACCAGUUGGACAAGCUUGUGAAGAAGCAAGAAAAAAUUGCUACCAGGCUCUCCAGUGAGAUCUGUGUUUUUGACACACUCAUCCAUGAUGUGGAAGAGAAAUGCAAGCAGCCAGCAAGUAUGUUCCUCCAGGAUGUUGGUGAAACUUUGAGCAGAUGCAAGAUAUGGGAAUUUCAGCAGCCACUGGAUGUUUCUUCUGAGCUAGAAGAGAAGCUUUGUGCUAUCUCCAAAAACUACCUUAUUAUGCAGAUGACUGUGAAAGAAUUCAAAGGUACUGGUAAACCCCGCCCCCCAUUUAUAUAA